Nasonia vitripennis (jewel wasp) is the source of this 1053-nucleotide messenger RNA. RefSeq lists its product as uncharacterized. The record is from RefSeq and is a predicted model, not a curated record. The coding region runs from base 1 to 1053 and encodes 350 amino acids. The transcript is spliced from 3 exons. Lineage: Eukaryota; Metazoa; Arthropoda; Insecta; Hymenoptera; Pteromalidae.
AUGGAGAAAGUCUGCUCUUCAAAGGUACUGUCUGAGGAGGAUCAGUACUGCGAGGAUAAUUUCAGUUCAACUGUGCAUCAUGAUUCCCAGGGUAGAUUCGUGACUGAGGCGGUGUCCAUCUUGGGAUUAAAAUGGGUGCCGCCUAGUGACUCGUUUUGUUUUGAGGUUACUUUACCUGCUUCUUCUAAGGUCGUCACAAAAAGAGUAAUCCUCUCAGAAAUUUCUAAGUCGUUUGACCUGUUGGGUUGGUUGUCUCCAGUCCUAGUAAGGGCUAAGCUUAUGCUCCAAGACUUAUGGAUACAGAGUGUUGAUUGGGGUAUCCCCUUGACUGGUGACUUAUUGGAUCAGUGGCAGUUGUUGAGAGAGCAGCUUCCGGAGUUGGCACAAAUCCGCAUUCCGCGAUGGUUCGGUUCUUCGGCUCAGACUGCCUGGGAACUUCAUAGGUUCUUAGACGCCUCACAAAGGGCAUUUGUAGCCACGGCAUACAUGGUGGUCCCUGGAGAGAAGUCGACGUUGAUUAUGUCAAAGACUAAAGUAUUGCCGAUAAAAACUGAGAGUCUGCCACGGCUUGAGCUUUGUGGAGCGGUGUUUUUGACCAGACUUUUUAAGCAUCUGUUAGAUGGUGUAUUGUUGAAGCCGGUAGCUGUCUAUUGUUGGACUGAUUCGAAGUGGCGACAUGUAAGGUCGGAGGACACCCCAACCGAUUGCGCGACGAAGGGAUUCACCCCCGAACAGCUGUUGCAGUCUUCCCUGUGGUGGGAGGGUCCUGAGUGGAUCAGGAAUGAUUGGACGGCUGACAGAUCGAACUACACUGCUAAAACAACCCUGUCGACUGUGUUGGCGCAGGUGGCGCUUGAGGAGUCUGCUGAGAAGGAUGAUGUUUCGCCGCCAUUAGUUUGUUUGGAAAAAUACUCCCAUUUUAGUAAAAUAAUAAGAGUUUUAGCUUGUGCAUUUAGAUGGCGUCGCAAUGCUGCAAAGUCAAAAGGAGAUCGCUGCGCUGGGCCAUUUAUUACUGAGGAGCUAGAUGAUACUCGAGUCGGGCUGCUCCGCUAA